Onychomys torridus (southern grasshopper mouse) is the source of this 6355-nucleotide messenger RNA. RefSeq names its product caspase recruitment domain family member 14 (gene Card14). NCBI's taxonomy places the organism in Eukaryota, Metazoa, Chordata, Mammalia, Rodentia, Cricetidae. The coding region runs from base 1 to 3003 and encodes 1000 amino acids. Gene Ontology annotation, molecular function: protein binding. The transcript is spliced from 20 exons. Gene Ontology annotation, biological process: regulation of apoptotic process. The record is from RefSeq and is a predicted model, not a curated record.
AUGGCAGAACUGUGCCGCAUGGAUUCCACGCUGACGGCUCUGGAUGAGGAGAUGCUCUGGGACAUGCUGGAGAGCCACCGCUGCAAGAUCGUACAGAGCAUCUGCCCCAGCCGCCUCACCCCCUACCUGCGCCAGGCCAAGGUGCUGAGCCAGCUGGAUGAGGAGGAGGUCCUCCACAGCCCCCGAUUCACCAACAGUGCCAUGAGAGUUGGGCAUCUGUUGGAUCUGCUGAAGGCCCGAGGGAAGAAUGGGGCCGUCGCCUUUCUGGAGAGCCUGAAGUUCCACAACCCUGAUGUCUACACCCUGGUCACUGGACUGCAGCCUGACAUAGACUUCAGCACCUUCAGUGGUCUCAUGGAGACAUCCAAGCUGACUGAGUGCCUGGCUGGGGCCAUCAGCAGCCUGCAGGAGGAGCUGGCCCAGGAGAAGGCGCAGAAGGACAUGCUGCUUCGGAGAUGCCAGCAGCUGAAGGAACGCCUGGGCUUGGCUGAGACCCGUGCAGAGGGCCUGCGCCAGCUGGAGGCUGACCACAGCCGCAUGAAGCGUGAGGUCAGUGCCCACUUCCACGAGGUCCUGAAGCUGAAGGAUGAGAUGCUGAACCUGUCACUGCACUACAGCAAUGCACUUCGGGAGAAGGAGCUGGCUGCCACACGCUGCCACAGCCUGCAGGAGGAGCUCUACCUGGUGAAGCAGGAACUACAGAGGGCAAGCCUUGUGUCAUCAUGUGAACGAGAAUCUCGAGAGAGGUCCCUGAGGCUGGCCAGUGACCUGGAGUGUGAGGGAGAGGAACUGAACCGUCUUAAGGAGGAGAAUGAAAAACUCCGCUCCAUGACCUUCAGCCUGGUGGAGAAGGACAUUCUGGAACAGAGCCUGGAUGAGGCCCGGGAGAGCAAGCAAGAGCUGGUGGACCGCAUCCACUCACUGCGGGAGCGAGCAGCAGCCGCAGAGAGGCAGCAGAAGCAGUACUGGGAGGAGAGAGAACAGACCCUACUCCAGUUCCGGAAGACCCAGGUGGACUGUGAGCUGUACCGAGAAAAGAUGACCACACUACAGGGCCAGGUGGCUGAGCUCCAGAAGGAACGUGACCAGGCAUACACAGCGAGGGACGGGGCCCAGAUGGAGAUGGCUCAGCGCCUGGUGGAGAAGGAUGCCCUGCGCAGGCGAGUGUUCGAGCUGACAGAGCAGGUCUUCGAGCUGCGCACUCAGCUGCGCAGGCUGCAGGCAGAGCCCCCAGGAGGACCCGAGCAGGAAGCUGGAGCCAGGGAACUCUGCCUCCGGGGGAAGCAGCGGCUUGUGCGGAGGCAUGCCAUGUGCCCACCAGAUGACAGUGACUGCAGUCUCCUCAGCUCCACUGAGUCCCGGCUGUGGUGGGACCUGAAUCCCACAUCCAGCCGUGAGCAGAUGGACAGCUUCCGCUCCAGCAGCCCCAUGCCUCCCAGCCAGCAGUCCCUGUACAAGCGGGUGGCAGAGGACUUCCUGGAAGACCCUGAGUCUCUAAGCUUCCCAGAAGUCCUGGAGGUGCGCCUUCAAGGGGCUAUAGGGGAUGACACAGACACAGACCUUGAGUAUGAGAUACUAGAUGGAGCAGAUCUCUCCCAGUCAGAAGACAGCCUGCCUGAGUCUUCACAGAGCCUAAAUGUCUCAGAAAGCAACGCCCCUGUGAGGCGGAGGCCAGCUCGCAAGAUCCUGAGCCAGGUCACAGUGCUGGCAUUCAAAGGGGACGCGCUGCUGGAGCAGAUAGGCGUCAUUGGUGGGAACCUCACCGGUAUCUUCAUUCACCGUGUCACCCCAGGCUCUGCAGCUGAUGAGAUGGCCUUACGUCCUGGCACCCAGAUCAUGAUGGUGGAUUACAAGCCAACUGAGCCAUCAUUAAGGGCCACUCUGGAGAAUACCACGCUGGAGCAGGCUGUGGGGCUUCUCAGGAGGGUGAACGGUUCCUGCUACCUGUCCGUGAAGAUCAACACUGAAGGUUAUAAGAACUUAAUCCAGGACCUAGAUGCCAAAGUGGUGACCUCUGGGGAUUCCUUCUACAUCCGAGUCAACCUGGCCAUGCAGCGAAAGGGAGGAGGGGAGCUGCAUACACACUGCAAUGAUAUCCUGCAUGUCACUGACACCAUGUUCCAAGGUCGGAGCUGCUGGCACGCCUAUCACGUGAACCCUUACACCAUGAAAGACACGGAGCCUGGUACCAUCCCCAACUAUUCACAGGCUCAGCAGCAGCUCCUGGCCCUCAUCCAGGACAUGACUCAACGGUGCACAGUUCCCCGCAAGCCUUCCGGAGGACCACAGAAGUUAGUACGCAUUGUCAGUGUGGAAAAAGCCGGCGCCAGCCCUCCCUCUCCGUCGUUUGACCAAGGCCAGCCGACUUCUGGUAGGGAGGAAGGUGGCUCCAGCAUGUGCUUCUGGGCAGAGAACUGCUUCACCCUGGCCCCAUACACCCUGGUGCACCCCCACAGGCCUGCCCGGCCCCGGCCCGUGCUCUUCGUGCCCAGAGUAGUUGGGAAGAUCCUGAGUAAAAAGCUCUGUCUCCUCCAAGGCUUUAAGCAGUGUCCAGCAGAGUACUUGAGCCAAGAGGAGUAUGUCACCUGGAGCCAGAGAGGAGAUAUCAUCCAGGAGGGAGAGUCAAUAGGUGACCACCACUGGGUCACCCGGCAUGCUGUGGAGUCCCUCAUGAAUAAGAGCACCCACGCCCUGCUGGAUGUCCGGCUGGACAGUGUCCGUGUCCUGCACAGGAUGGACGUCUUCCCCAUUGUCAUCCAUGUUUCCGUCAACGAAAAGACAGCAAAGAGACUCAGGAAGGGCCUGCAGCGGCUUGGCACCUCAGAGGAGCAGUUCCUGGAGGUGGCACGGCAGGAGGAGGGGGAAUUGGACAGAGUGCCCUGUCUGUACAGCAGCCUGGCCUCUGACAGCUGGAGUGACCUGGACAGUCUGCUCAGCUGUGUGCGCCUGGCCGUUGCAGAUGAGCAGAAGAAAGUGGUGUGGACGGAGCAGAGCCCCUGCUGAAGCCCCAAUCUGGCUUAGGACUGUGUUGACCUCUAUGUCUGUCGAUGCCAUUAGCAAACAACUCAACUUCCUUCUCUGGUCAGGGUCUGACCUCACGAAGUGCUCACAGCAGCCAGGGUGUAAAUGAUGAUGCCACCUUCCCACAGCAUGGCCUGGGCUGAUGGAGGACUGGAGAACAUUCUGCCAUGUGGAGGUCCUUCCUAAGACGGGCUCAGUGCAAGUGCCCCAACCUCCUGUGAUAAUGGGAAUAGCUUUGUGGGACUGUCCCCUCCUUUUACACUUUCGAUGCUAAAGGAUUCUUGCAAGCUUACAGGAGUAGCCAUCCCUGCCCAGGGCAGGGGCACAGACUCCAGGCCCUGAGGGCAUGGCUAACUCACCACAACUAACAGCCAGUGCUGCCAGACACCUGCAGACAAGGUUGCCAUGGCACCCAGACUUGAGUUGCUCUUUGAUUCAUGGCCUCAUGGCCAGCCCCAAACACCAGGUUUCUCUGGUAGAUGACCUGGAUAGAGCCAAUGGACUCUUCCCAAGAGAACUUAACUCUCAAACUGACAUUACACCCCGUGCAGGUGAUGUCACCACCUAGCCAUAAAUGAAUCAUUUGGACAGGGUAUUUGAGUCUCAGUGCCUAAGGUCUGGUGUGCUACUAUGCAGGUCUGUGUACUUAUUACACUAUCAUACAGAGCUUUUCCAAUGCUAGAACCCAUGGCUCUCCCUGCCUCCCAGGAUGGAGUUGAUGGUGGACAAUGGGACAGACCCUCUCCUAGGUUUGCAGGCUGUGCUUCUGGCCCUUGGCAAGUGAAGGAAGGGAAAGGCUGGGCCAGAAGCUUGGUGUCACUCAAAGAGAGAGAAUGAAAGGCAAAGAGAAAGUACUGUCACACCCUGUCCUCAGUCACCCUCAGAAAGGACAAGCUGAGCCCAGAAGGACCACAGGAUCAAACUCAUCACCUCUGAGAACCAGUGAGAACCCUCAGACCUCACCCCUCCAUCUGCAGGUCAAAUUUGGGAUUCUGCCCUGCCCAAGUUUCCCCUACAACUCCUGGGUCAGUUCACACAGAUGUGAGAACAGCAGUGUUCCUGGUGUGGUGGCAACAUGAGGGAGUGCAUACCUGAAUGUCCUCUCCGGCAGGCAGGAGUGGCAUCCCACAUUAUAGAGGAGCCCUCCUCAGAAGGAUGUAUAGAGAGCGGCUGUGGACACUGCCUCCAUUGCCCCUCCCUUGGGCCUGAGUGCAGGCAGGCUGCCAAGUGCCCCAGGGACUGUCAGAGCUCGUUGUGAAGAGGUCGGCACUGCGGUGUGAGCUUUUCCUCCAGGAUCCCGUCAGGGGCACACACCCAGGGGUCAUGCGUCUCCCACUGCCAUUUGGCCAGCUGGGCUUUCAGCAUCUCCAGUACUUGCGAGAAGUGUGGGUCAGCGGCUAGGUUCUGUGUCUCUCGAGGGUCCCGGCUGACAUCGUAGAGUUCCCAGCGUUCCCGGUAGUAGUAAUGGUGGAGAUCCUUAUACCAGCCUGUGGGCUGGCCAGCUGUGGUUCGGUUCAGGAGGUCCUGAAAGGUCGGCGAGACAUAGAAAUCUUGGUCGAUGGGAAAUGGCAUCUUGAAGCUGAGGUUGUGAAUGAGGCGGAAGUUCUGGUGGUGUACCGAGCGCAUGGGGUAGGACAUGGUGACCUCGUGGUGGCUCUGGCUGCUGAAGACAGUGGCCCAAAGGGGCUCUGCCUCCAGCACUGGCAGGAGGGAUCGGCCUGUGAGCUGGAUCGUCUUUGAGCCAAAGAUAGCAUAGCUGGGAUAUGGAACGUUGAACCAGUCCAGGAUGGUGGGCAUGAGGUCUGCAAAGGAGUAACUCUUAGCAGGGGUUCCUGAGGGACACAGAGCCCUUCAGGAGGGGUGAACCCGAGCCCCUCUGGAAAUCCCAUGGGCACCCUGUAGGAUCAGAUCAGCAGUGGGGAGGGACUACUUUGGGCCACACCUCAUCAUUGGUCACCUCUGGCCUGUGGAGCCAUUAACAGUGUAACCAGAGGCCCUGGCUUGCUGAGAUCUAGGAACCUUCUAAAAUCCCAUGGACCAGAAGAACCCUGGGUAGGGAGGGCUCAUCUAGUCACUCUGGGUUGGUUACAUGAUUCCCUUACUCAUGGUUUGUGGUCACAUGGAGAGGUGGGUGCAUGCCAGAGGGAGCCUAUCUCCUAACCCCUGAGAAGAACACAGAGGCACUUCCAAGCAAUGGGCUUGAAAAGCUUCUUCCAGGACUGUUUAACUCCGCCCUCCAUUUCCCACACCUGCAGCCAUGUUUGCUCAUUCAUGGUGUGGGGCUAGAGAACCAGGCCCUCAGAACCGAGUUACAUGAGAGACUCUGACCCUGAGAAAAAGGGAGAUGUCACACUGGUUCUCCAGUGAGUAACCCACAGUCCAUUAGUACCACCUGGGACCCCACCAGAAACUCGUGGUGUUGACAUGACAGGGACAGGUCUCCCAGGUGACUCACUCUCAUCAUGUAAUGGAGGAAGCUGUCUCGUCCUUGCCCAAGUGGUAGAGCACUACCUAUGUCAGGGGAGCACUCCAGCAUCUGACCCAUGGCAGUCCCACUGAACACUGGCUUCUCCUAUCCCCGCCCAUGAGACAGACAGACAGACAGCCAUACCUAGAAGGCUCACAUAGGCCUCGCUGACCUGGCCCCAACGUUGUGGGUGCUCUGGAGAUGACACCAACAAAGGUUCAGCUGUACCAGGCCAGUAUAGGUUGGUCCUGCCACUGGGGAAGGGAAUCCCAUUGUCGGAUGUGAAGAUGAUGAGGGUGUCGUUCAGUACGCCCGCACUUCUCAGCUCCUGGAGCACCAGCCCUACCCCUGGGGAGCAGGAGGAGGGGGAAGGCUCAGGUGCGUGUAUCCAUUCACCCCUGGGCUCUAUUACUUUCUGGCCCUGAAACACCCUUUUGGUCCUUUCUAUAUGCCCAGUCUGCCCAACACCACACAGCUCCUGGUCUUGAGCAGGUCACAUUGCUUCCAGGGACCUCUCAUCCCUCAGAACUGCUGCCAAACCAGGCAGCUGCUACUGCCCCAAGCAGUCUUGUUUUAGACUCUUGUGUCUGUCCUGUGGAGCAGAGAGACACUUGGGUAGGAGCCUGAAGAUAUGACACCCCUCUAGGGCCCUUCUAACAGCUCCAGUAGGAACAUGGUCCCAGUACUACCUCCUGUGGGGCUUGAAACCCCACCCCAGACACACCAGCAGGAUCUGUGAAUGUGACCAGACAGAAGUUAAGGAUCGCAGGAGGACAUUAUCCUCGGGUGCCUGGGUAGGCCCUUCUUAGUGAAGCCAGGAGCGGUGACUCACUUCUGUAAUCCCAGCACAAGACAGGCAGAGGCAGG